UGAGUGAAAAACUAAUUAACUGUUAUCAGAAUAAUCGCUCCAAUGAAAACAAAAAUCCUACAAAAAUAUUCGUGCAUCACUUGAAUAAUUCCGCCCCAUAAAAUCUCACUAGCAUUUUCCUCCAGAAAUGGUGGCGCUGGAGCAAUCGUGAAUAUGGCGUCCCCCGUAGCAUUGUGUGUUAGUAGCAGUGAGUGAGUGAGCGAAUAACCGAUUCCCAUUUACUAUCGCCAAGAAAUUAAAACCCUCUCAACAUCACACAAAAUCUGUUCUCAAGUUCAACCACAAGUGAAAUGUCAGUGUUUCUCCCUGUUCUUCCCUCGUCGUGUGUCAGCAUUUCACCCCAACAUCGACGUUAGUGAGGCCCCAUGUCUGUCGAUCAUCGAGGUUAAACCAACAAUAAUAAAAGCCCAGUCCCCCCGGAACAAUGGACUAUUCAACAGCAGUUGAGGAUGCAGUUCGUCGUUUUUACUUAGCAGGUGCUAAUGACGCCCACCUUUGGUUGCUGCAGUUCCAGGCCUCCCGCGAGGCCUGGACCCAUGUCUGGCCACUUCUGGAACCCUCGCGUUCCUCUGAAGUACAGUUUUUCGCAGCGACAACCCUUCACGCCAAGAUCUCCAAGCAAUGGAACGAGGUUCCAGUCUCGGAUUACAUUGACCUGAGGAAUCGAAUUCUCAAUUUGAUGAAGAACACAACGACAUCAAAACUAGUGUUGACGAGACUGUGCCAGGCAUUGGCAGCUUUCCUAGCCAGUAGUGAUGGGGUCGAGGGGAAGAACGACGAGGAGGGAAUGAUUGAUGAUCUCAUCCAGAUGUUUCCAUACAACAGUCAGGACACUCUGGACCUUCUGCUGAGGGUGUUGGUGGCAUUGCCGAAAGAAUUUGAGAGGAAGUGCAGCCUGAAGAGGCCCAGGUUAAGGGACACACUGAUCGCCAGCUGGUAUAAGACAUCUUGGCUCCUUCAACAGGUGUUUACCACAUACGAGAGGAUGAUCUCCCAAUCAUCCGAUGAUUCCAUCUACCUUUUGUCCAUCGAGUGCACCCUGGCGUGGAUGAAACUUGGACAAUUACCUAUCGACAGUCUGGAGGAGGUGUAUCCACACCUCUUGGUAGCUGCCUCAAAUUAUGUUCCAACUACUGAGGAUGCCAUUGAGGAUACCAGGGGCUGGGAGCUAGUUCAGGAGUGCCUCAUCCUUGCUACCUCACGUGUAGAACUUUUUAAACGUCCACAAGUGUUCUGGAAAUGGGCCAGGGAACUCGUAACUGUUGCCGAACAGAAAGGCAGCAUUCAAUUUUCGGAAUUGCUCACCUCUCUGGGAGAUAACAACAGUAGGUUGAUUCUGUUGGCAUUGACUGAGGAUGAUGAUGAUGGACACAGAUGGACUUCCGAGACGUUAAUUAAAAUGCUGCUGGAGUGCUCGGAACUACCUGGACGGUAUCCUAUUGAGGAGAGGAAGAGCUGUAUUCCCUUUGGAUUUUGGUACACCCUCCAGGAAACCGUGACAACCCUAGAUCCCCCACUAGAAGAUCGUGCACGCAACGCCCUCAAGCCAAUCUACGCGAGACUAGCACUAGCAUUACUUCGAAAAGCCACUCUCCCUUCCUGCCCGGACGAGGCUGGUGAUGCUGAUGAGCGUGAACUCCUCAGGUGUUACCGUCAGGACGCAGCCGAUACCCUGACCUACUGCUGCAACAUCCUCGGUCAUGAGUUGCUUAUUCUCCUGGGAAGAAGACUGUCUCGACCAGAUAUCGACAAUCAGAAGUGGACGGAUGUGGAGUCGACCCUCCACGCAUUCCAGGCCCUGGGUGACAGUGUGGGAACUCAGGAGAAUGAGUAUGUCCCAGCCCUCAUUGAUCUAGUCCUGUCUCACAUACCUUACCAGAACUAUCCGCGAGAGGUUUUAGCGAGUGCCUGCUCGACAAUUGGUGCUUACGCUGAGUGGAUUGGGGAGAAUCCUGAUCCCUGGUUGGAGAGGUCAUUGCAGUUGGUCACUCUGGGACUGACUCAGGGCUCUGUAGCCUCAGCACCUGCCUCUAUGGCUCUUAAGGACAUCUCCAGGGAAGGUGGAUCACAUCUGGCUCCUCUGGCUCCUGCGAUUCUCGAAAUCAUCUCCAGGACACUUCCUGUGGUGCCUCCAGGUGGGGGUGAGGGCCUUAGGCUCAUGUAUGCAGCUGGUAAACUCCUUAAUUCCUUGUCGACGACUGAGGAACAGCUGAAGUAUCUGGAUGCAACACUCGGUCUUUGCGUCGUUAGACUCCAGGAGUUUCUUGGACAUCCAAUCAACAGUGGAAAAAUUGCUGUUGCUAAUCAACUCAGGAUGAUCACAGUAUUUCUGUCGACUCUCGAGGGCGCUAUUGGUAAAUCUGUUCUAGAUGGACUCGUUCCUAUUUUUAAUGAGAUCGUGGCACAUGCUGAGUGGGGACAGGAUGAUGUUAUUCUUGAGGCCAUGCACACGUGUGCCCAGAAGUCUCUUCAGUGUCUUCUCCAUCCUGAGACUGAUGCCAGACCUCUGCUAGCUAUUCUUGUUAAUUCGUACAAGAUCAGACCACAUCCAGCUGCUCUGGGACUGCUCAGGCAGAUGGUACUGCUGUGUGGGAGCGAUGUGAAGAAUGAAAUUGGAACGAUCUUUGGGGAGAUCAGUGGACACAGUUUGAGGGGAUUCAAGGCUUGUGAAGCGGUUGGGGGAAAUCUCUCGGAGCUGUCUGAUUUGCUGGAGUCGUAUUUGGGACUGUUGGCGCAGGUCUGCAAGAAGACACCGAUGCUUAUGCUGCAGGUGGCGGAGCAGGUGCCUGAUAUGCUAAGAUGUGGCAUUACUGGGUUGGGAUUACGAGAGAAUGGAGUUAUAAAAGCUGCAGGAACGUUUCUAGCUCAUGCCAUUAAUAGCAGACAUUUAAAUUCAUUUGUGUCAAUCGUUGGUCAGGAGCUCGUCUGCAUGAUUUUACGUUGUGUCGGUGAAAUGAUACCAAAAUCGUAUCUAGAGUCUCACGCACGUGUUAUGCUGGCCCUGAACAGUAGUUUUGGGGAAUUAACUGGGCAAUGGUUGAGGGUGGCUGUUAACGAGUCAACAGCAUUAACAACUCCUGGACAAAAGGAGGAUUUUACCAGAAAGAUUCUUAGGGAACGAAACAGUCAACGAUUAUUCGAGACACUUCAAAAAUUCAGUUUGCAAUGUCAAAAACCUGUGAUAGGAUUGUAGAUAAUAUUUAGAUGUAACUUUAUUAGUUUAUGAAAAUCGAGAGAUUAGGAGACGCUUAGCUGCUUUCCAUGGUACCAUAGAUAAAAUUAUUCUGUUCCACUCGAGGGAAAAUUUUUAAAUGUCAAUUGACGAAUGUUCAAAAUAUCAUGGAACUAUUUUCAAUAGGAAUUUUUGUAAAUUGUCUCUUCCAUUAUUUCAUCAAUUUCAGUGAGACGAGGCAUGAUUUGUCGCGGUGAAGAGAUUUUAUCGAUUUUUAGAUACAAUUUUGAGAUUCGAUAAUUUGUUUAGGGAAUGGAUCUCGUUAUUUCAUUCAACUUCUGUAAAAUCCAUCACUUAUCAGUAAAAAAUGGUAACCAACGUUUUAUGUUGGGUCUGCUUCAUCUAGAAUUUUGGUUAAUAAAAUGUUUCGAUGCCGAAGAAA
Molecule: messenger RNA, 3614 nt
Organism: Diachasmimorpha longicaudata
Lineage: Eukaryota; Metazoa; Arthropoda; Insecta; Hymenoptera; Braconidae
Gene: cdm
Product: cadmus
Exons: 2
Coding region: 425-3193 (922 amino acids)
Biological process (GO): protein import into nucleus
Cellular component (GO): cytoplasm
Molecular function (GO): small GTPase binding
Source: RefSeq, a predicted model, not a curated record